Paramecium tetraurelia is the source of this 1314-nucleotide messenger RNA. RefSeq lists its product as uncharacterized. Gene Ontology annotation, biological process: fructose metabolic process; fructose 2,6-bisphosphate metabolic process. Lineage: Eukaryota; Ciliophora; Oligohymenophorea; Peniculida; Parameciidae. Gene Ontology annotation, cellular component: cytosol. Gene Ontology annotation, molecular function: fructose-2,6-bisphosphate 2-phosphatase activity; ATP binding; 6-phosphofructo-2-kinase activity. The transcript is spliced from 3 exons. The record is from RefSeq and is a predicted model, not a curated record.
AUGCAAGAAUUGGGGAAACAACAAAAGAUGGUAAUUGGAAUGGUUGGAUUACCAGCAAGAGGUAAGACUUACAUUUCAAGGAAGAUUUGUAGAUAUUUGAAUUGGAUGGGUUUCAAGAGUAAAGUUUUUAACAUAGGGAAUUACAGAAGAUAAAUAUGUGGAACAGAUUGCAACUCGAAUUUCUUUGAUCCAGGCAAUAAAGAUGCAUCGAAAGCUAGAGAUGAAUGUGCUUUAUUGGCUUUGAAUGACAUGAUAAAUUAUCUUAGGAAUGAAGGAGAUGUUAGUUUGUAUGAUGGGACAAAUACAACGAAAUAGAGAAGAAAAUUGAUCAUGGAGACAUUACAAUAAAAGUUUAGUGAGGUACAAGUAUUUUGGGUUGAAUCAAUAUGCAAUGAUGAAGAUGUCAUUCUGAGAAAUAUUUAGUUGACCAAAUUGAACAAUCCUGAUUAUGUUGGAAAGUCAUCUGAUGAAGCUACUUAAGAUUUUCAAUAGAGAAUUGAAUAAUAUGCUAAGGUAUAUGAACCAAUAGACAUGGAUGAGAACAUUUCAUUUAUAAAGAUCAUUGAUAUCGGAAAUGAUAUUAUGAUAUAUAAUAUCUAAGGAUUCUUGUAAUCCAAAUUAGUCUCAUAUUUGAUGAAUUUGCACAUUUAUCCUAGACCUAUAUAUUUGUCUAGACAUGGAGAGAGUUAAUAUAAUGUUGUUCAUAAAGUUGGAGGCGAUUCUGAUUUAACUUAAACAGGACUGAUGUAUGCAAAAUAGUUGGGCAAAUAUUUUAUAUAAGAAUUAGAAGGUAGUAGAAAUAUCAAGAUGUUUACUUCAACUAUGCAGAGAGCAUUGCACACAAGUAAUGAAGUUUGUGAAUUUUUGGGAGUCGAAUAUUAUUCAUUGAAGGCUUUGGAUGAAAUAAAUCCUGGAAUAUGCGAUGGAUUGACAUAUUAAUAGAUUGCUGAUAAAUUCCCUUAGGAUUAUGAGGAACGAAAAAUGAACAAACUAACCUACAGAUAUCCAAGAGGAGAAUCUUAUCUUGAUGUGAUCAGCAGAGUUGAAUAAAUAAUUUUUGAAAUAGAAAGAUCGAGAUUACCAGUUAUAGUCAUUGCUCAUCAAGCCAUAUUGAGAUGUUUGUAUGCAUACUUUCAUGAACAUGAGGUACCUGAGAUACCUAAAUUAAACAUUCCAUUGCAUCAAGUUAUUAAAUUAGUACCUGCUGCAUAUUAUUGCAAAGAAACAAGAAUAAAAAUUGAUCCCAUGACUGGACAUUGGGAAAUUCAAGAUGAAGCUACAAUAAAGAAGGUUAAAUCUUUCCUUGAUUUGUGA